AUGAAGAUCAUCAUCAUUGGAGGUUCGUAUGCUGGCCAUAUUGCGUUCAACACAUUGUACAAUAAUGCUCAAGAUAGGCAUCUUGAGGUCACCAUGGUGUCUAUGACUUCUCAUGCGUACUUCAACGUGGCCGCACCCCGGUUGUUGGUGGAACCAGACCGCUUUGACGAAACGAUCUUCUCCAACGAAGAGUUCGUCACUAAAAACCUGAGAGGCAAAGGGAAAUUCGUUCUAGGGAAGGCAGUGGCAGUCGAUGUCAAAUUACAAACCGUCAAAGUAGACAUAGACGGAACUGACGCGAUCUUAAGUUACGACAUGUUGGUGAUCGCUGUUGGCACUUCGAAUCAAUUCGCUGGAUUCAAGGUGCACAAAUCGCACAAGGUUGCCAAAGAAGCCAUCGAAGACAUGGCUCAGAAGCUCCGGACAUCCAAACUGAUCGCGAUUGUAGGUGGUGGCCCCACUGGAGUGGAAACAGCCGGCGAGAUCGCUUUAAAUAUCGAUACCAUUGAUGUCACCUUAUACACGGGCAGAUCUGGGCCCUUGGCGGACUACCCCAAGUUGAAGCAAGGAGCACAGCAGAAAUUAACCAAGCUCGGGGUCAACAUCGUCAAUGGUAUCCGUGUCAAGUCCGUUCUCUAUCUCAAUGACAAAACCCAGGUGAUUCUAGACGAUGGAAGUACAUUUGACUAUGAUCUCGUCAUUCAGGCCAUUCGUCAGGCACCCCUUUCCGGGUUCUUGCCCGAAAGUCUUAAAGAUGCUAACGGAUACAUCAAAACCGACCGUCAUUUGGUGGUCAGGGGUACCAAGAACGUUCUUGCACUUGGAGACAUUGUUUCUGGAAGUCCUAGAACUUUUGCCGAUCUAAAGUAUAAUCAGGAAGCAGUUUUCGCUGCCACGAUCAAGCGCUUGUUAGGAAUUGACCGCACAGCAUUCAAGCGUUAUACUGCGGGCUUAAACACUAUUUAUGUUCCCAUGUCUGGAAUUUAUGGUGAAGGCUUAUGGUACGGAAUGAAAAUGCCGAACUGGUUGGUCCGGCGUUUCAAGUCCAAGACUUUCAUGAUGGAGAACGCAGCGUAUAUAUUGAAUUAA
Sungouiella intermedia is the source of this 1089-nucleotide messenger RNA. The record is from the annotation of a GenBank genome assembly. Lineage: Eukaryota; Fungi; Ascomycota; Pichiomycetes; Serinales; Metschnikowiaceae.